Molecule: messenger RNA, 7759 nt
Organism: Ctenocephalides felis (cat flea)
Lineage: Eukaryota; Metazoa; Arthropoda; Insecta; Siphonaptera; Pulicidae
Product: E3 ubiquitin-protein ligase hyd-like
Biological process (GO): regulation of double-strand break repair; DNA damage response; protein polyubiquitination
Cellular component (GO): nucleus
Molecular function (GO): zinc ion binding; RNA binding; ubiquitin-protein transferase activity
Source: RefSeq, a predicted model, not a curated record
GGGAAUUUUACCAUUUGCCCAACGUAAGCGAUUAUGGGAUCGCCAUAAAGCUAAAACACGCAAACCUUCUAGACCAUCUAGUAUUGAAGUUACUUGCGGUGCACAAGUUUGUAUGAAAAAUAGUCCUAUUUGGGCAACUUCAAAAUUCUGCUUGAGUUUAACAGAUUUAUGCCAAUUUAAGGUUUUGCCUGCACCAGUUUCUGAGAAUUCUCACACAAGUAACAUAACCACAGCUUCAAUAGGAGCAACAACUUCAGGGCCUGGUAAUUCAAAAGGAACUUGUGUUCAAAAGGAAACAGCCGAUCGUAUGGAUAUGCCACCUCCACCAUCACCAGCUUCUAGUACUUGUAGUGAUACUGGCAGUAUUACUAAUAGUCACAAAAGACAAAGAAGAGUGACUGUAAAAGAUGACUCAAAUAUUGAACCUAAGAAAGAUGAUGAAGAAUUGUGGUUACUGAAGGAUGUUGUUUUUAUUGAAGAUGUUCGCAGCAUACCCAUUGGUAAAGUAUUGAAAGUUGAUGGAGCAUAUGCAGCAGUAAAAUUUCCUUCAGCAAGCAUAGGAAAAAAUGAGAAAGAAGAAGAAACUUGUAAUUUAUUGCAAGAUUGUAGAUUGAUGAGAAAAGAUGAAUUACAGGUGAUAAAAUCAAUGACAACAUCACGUGCUCCUGACUGUUUCCAAAGAUCGCCACGACGCAUAUCAUUACCAGAAGGUUUAGCUCCGCAUGUAUUGUCACUAGCUGUGGAUACCAGAGGUGUUCAUGCUAUUGUAAGAGGUGGAAAUAUAGGAUCUAGGUUAUGCUACUCAGUAUUUUCAUUGAACACUGGGCGACAAGAAACUGAAGCACCUUUUCCUAGUGACCCUACUGCAUUUCUUGGUUUGAAUAUAAGUGAUAUCAGUUUGACAUGCAUUGGUGAGGGAAAUGAUAGUGUGCUACUACUGAGGGAUGGGAAUCGCACUUUAUAUCCAUUGGCCAAAGAUUGUAUGGAAUGUAUUCGAGAUCCCAAUACACUAGACUUGCCCCCUAUAAGAAGUUUAGGAGCAUCUGUAAUAGCAUUGCCUUCAUCAUCGAUUUCAAAUAAUCUUAAAACCCAAGUGGCUCUUAUAGCAAUGGCAACAGAAGUGCAACUUUUGAUGCCCAGAAUUUUAAGAUGUGAUAUUGAAGGAAUUAAAAUAAUUUUAGCCCAACUGGAAGGUGACUUGAAAUCACAAUUACCUUUGGUACUAAAUGAACGUUGUGAUGGUAAUAGGAAUAUUCUACAUGCUUGCGUUAGUAUGUGCGCACCUGUUUCAAACAAAAUUUUUGACAUAACUGGUCAAACGGAACAGGGAUUAUCUAUUCCAGAAUCGGGUCCCAAUGUGACUUCAAUUCCUGUAGCUCCUCCUCCUGCUACAGAGGAACCUUCAAUGCCUAUAGUAUAUUGGUCAGAAAAUUUUGAACCACAGCCUCCACCUAGUGAAGUUGAAAAUGGGUGCAAAAAUUCUGCUGCAUCAGUUGCAAGUACCCAGAAAGGUAAUGCCAAUGUAGCCCCCAUAUUCAUAAUUGAUGAGAAUGAAAGACGCAAUAAUGCCAUUGCAGCUGUCCAACUGUUAUGUGAUAGUCCAGCAUUACAACCACAUCUCAAAGAAUUGCUAAGUGCCAAGGAUGCACAAGGGCAAACUCCGUUCAUGCUUUCAGUGGCAGUUCGUGCCUAUCGUGCUGGUCUUACUUUGUUGACCACUAUCAGCCAAGUAAGUGGUGGAAAUGCAUCUAUUAGAGACAGUAUGCUAUUCCCUCCUGGUAGUGCACCAGAUCAUUCACCAUUGCAUGUUUUGUGUUGUAAUGACACAUGCAGCUUUACUUGGACUGGCGCAGAGCAUAUUAAUCAGGAUAUAUUUGAAUGCCGAACUUGUGGUCUGACAGGUUCUCUUUGCUGCUGCACUGAAUGCGCAAAAGUUUGCCAUAAAGGACAUGAUUGCAAACUGAAGAGAACUUCUCCAACAGCAUAUUGUGAUUGUUGGGAGAAAUGUAAAUGCAAGGCAUUGAUACAAGGAAGUCAAACUGCAAGAUUUACUCUGAUGUGUCGAUUGGUUGCAGGAACAGACUUGGUUACAACAUUUAAUAGCCGAGGUGAGAGUAUUCUGUUGUUCUUAGUCCAAACAGUGGGCAGACAGUCAAUCGAACAAAGACAGUAUAGAACUGCAAGGCCCAGAAGCACCUCAGGUAAGGGAAAGGCUAUAAUUCAUAUUAUUUAAUAAUGUUACACAGCAUAUAUAUGUGAUUUAAAUUUUAAUAUUAUAUUAGCUGAAGGAGAUAUGCCUGAUCAUGAUUUAGAGCCCCCGCGAUUUGCUAAGCGUGCUCUGGAAUUUAUUUUAAGAGAUUGGCCAGGUUUGCGAGCUAUGAUAUUAUCAGGUGUUGUGGACAAUUCUGUAUGCAGCAAUCUUCAGAAAGAAGAUGAUACUGCAUACAUAAAUGGUCAAAGUGGAACUACAUUAUUGGAUAGAUUUACUCACAAUCUUUUUGUACGAUGUAAUUGUGAUUUGCUAGAUGCUUUACUAGAAACCUUAGUACGAGAAAUUAAUAACACAUCUGUUCCUGGGCGCUGUGAAGAAGCUACUCUGGUUGCAAGGCGUUUUGUAAGAUCAGUUGCGAGAGUUUUUGUGAUAUUCAGUGUUGAAAGUACGCCAUCGGCAGACAAGAGAAGAGGAGUUGGUGGCAGUGUGCAUCCAAUAUUAAAAUGUCGAAAAGUUUUCCAGUCUCUUAUCAAAUUAUCUAUUGAAGAAUUAUGUGAGACUGCAGAUUCAUUAAUUUCACCAGUCAGAUUAGGUGUUGUUCGACCAACAGCGCCAUUUUCUUUGCCUAAUUCUCCAGUUGAAAUUGUUAACAGUUCCGAGGAUUUAUUUUCUGUUGAGCCUUUGACGCCUUUAAAUACAAGGGCUAACAUUUCGACAAAUUCAAAUGUAUUAUCUGCAGAUAUGACAAAUAAUGGUGCCAGUAGAAAUCGUGGCAUUGGCCAAAGAAUACAUACAUCAACUCUUAAUUUGGAUGAUACAAUAGAUAAUGAAGGUAUGGCAGUAGAUGAUCAGGAAGGGGAAACUUCAGAACAAGAUGAUUUGGAUAGAAGUGGUGCUCUGGCUGUAUCUGGUGGUGAGCAAAUGGAAUCUGAACAGCCUGAUCCUUUGAGCGGACAGGCAAAUGCUGAUGUUACUUUGGAGGAAAGUGAUGUUGAAUUAGAUUUAUUGGUCGAAGCUGACACUGAGUCUGAAAGUGAUGAUAAUCAUAGUAAUCAGGAUGCACAAUCUGCACAACGCAGUGUUCAAACUGGUGCUACUGCAGGAUCCGAUACAGGUUAUUUGUGAUUAUAUAUAAUAUGCUAUAAUAACUAUAUAUACUAUAGAGAUUAUGAUUUUUACUUUUCAUUUGUAAUAGAUGAAUCAGGUGAAUCUUCACAACCAGAAGAAGAAGGAAGUGAAAAUGGUGAUACAGACGAAUUGAGCACAGCUGAGACAAUAGCCAAUGAUGAAUUGUUGGAGCGUAGAAUUACCGGAACUGGGCAUUUACAUCGUAACAACUUAGCUCCUCAGAGUAUGCAAUGGGCUAUAAGGAGUCGCGAAAACAACAGGGCAUCAGGUGGAGUACGUUUAUCUACUGGUUCAAAUCUUGUGUUUAUUGAUUCAAGUUCGUUGCGUAGAACUGCUGCAGCUACUGCAGCUGUUGCUGCCGCUAAUCAUCAAGAACCGCAUACAAUGGCCACAACUGCCAGUUGUUUGGCUAGAGGAUUCGGUAUUGUUAUCCGCCAAAUAGCCGAACUUUUAGCUGCAUUGCAUGAUUAUUCACAUGUAGGCUUACUUCAUAAAUCUCUUGAAGUUUCAUUUGAUGAAAUUAUGAAACUACAGAUGUACUUGGAAUAUCGUUUACGGGGGACAUGGGAAUGGCUUUUGACUGUAAUGGAUGCUACUGAAGCUCAAUUGAGGUUCGGAGCCUCUUUAACUCAUGCAGCUGAUCCUGCCCACCCUGGUCAUCCAUUGCAUGCCCCCUCAGUUGGAGGAGCGGUUCCAGGAACAGCAGGAUCACAGUCUGGUGCAACAUUGGGAAUGGUAAAUGCAAUUGGAUCAGGAAAUCCAUCCUCAUCUUCAGCAGGGGCUAGUAGAGUGUCACGUGGCGGCGGAGGUGGCGGUAGCGGGGGCGGUGGACAAGCAGGAAACGCGGGAAGUGCUGUUGGUCCUCGUCUAGUUGGUUUUGGGUCAUCCACAGAAACAUCCAGGGGUCGUGGGGCCGAUCGAGAUGCUCGACGUGAGUUUCUGAGUUAUUGCUUAUCUUUGAUGCGUGCUCAUAAUGCAGAACAUCGAGACUCACUACCAGUUUUGGAUGUGUCUUCCUUACGCCAUGUGGCCUACGUUCUAGAUGCUUUAAUUUAUUUGAUGAGAGGUGGCAGCGGCGCUAGCUCAGCAAAUGAACCGCAAACAUCAGCUGCUAGUCUAGUAGGAGAAAGGGGAGAUAGGGAACCGUAUUUCUGGCAAAUUUCUGAUGCUGAUGAAAAUGAAAAUGAUGAGACUGAAGAUGAGGCCGGACCGGGUAUGGAACCUAUGGACACGAUAGAUGAUCAAGACUCGUUGACUAGUGUUCCAUAUUCUAAUAAAACAAGCAUUUCUGAGAAUAAGGGUCGUAAACAUUCAUUCUUUCAGCGCUCAGAAUCUACUUUGUGUCUGGGGUGUCCACCACCAGAUCCAUUUGCUAUACCUAUGGUAGAAGCACUUCCUUUAGCAGAUCAACCACAUUUGUUACAGCCCAAUGCUAGGAGAGAUGAUUUAUUUGGAAUACCAAAAAUGCCUAUCACUGUACCACCAGCAGAAUCUGCUCCUCCUGGCACUUACAACCCAUUAGAAAUGCUUCCAACUCAAUUGGGUUUAUCAUUACGAGGUUCCAACUCUUCAAUGAAUGUAGGAGUAAAUAAUGCAGCUUACCAUGGUCAAUCAAUGUCAAACAAUGUAAAUAAUAAGCAUCAAGAUGACACAGAUGAUGAUGACGACGAUGAUGAUGAUGAUGAUGACGACGAAGAUGAUGAGGAAGAUGCAGAAGAAAAUGAAGUAGAUAUUAAACCUGACUUGGCGGAUGUUACUAAUACUGAAAUGAUACCAAUAAAGCAAGAGAAUAUCACUGAAAAGAUGGAAACUACAGAUUCUACAAACCAAGCUACAAUACCAGAUUUGGAAAAUUCAGAUGCUCAGUCUCACAGUAAUUUUGAUACAUUUGCUAAAAAUAAAAAAUCAGAAGCUUCAGAAGAACCACAAGAUUUGUCAUGCUCAAAAGAUGUUCCCAAUACAAAUCUGCAAGAUUCAAACUCUUCUGAUGUUGCUGGCCCAAGCGGACAAUCUCCUACUUCAAGAAAUGUUAAAACAGUGCGUCCUCAAAUUAUUGUAACACCGCGGAAAGUAGCAGCUGCUUUGCAAGCGGCAACUGCUAAGGUUCUUGCCGAUGCUAACAAGAAGAGUCUUUCAGAACUCACAGGAGACAGUCCUGAUGUCACUGUAUUACCCACUAAUUUUAGCGUCUUUGAUCUUGGAAAUUCAGAUCAAACAAAUGAUAGUAAUGCCUCUUGCAGUAGAUCGCCAACCAAAAGUGUUAUUGUUAGAGCUGGACCUUCAGUGGGCACUGGAGACAAUCCACUUCCAGAUCCAAUGGAAACACAAGAAAUUUCAGCUCAUGUUACUGUUGAAACAACUCCUUCUGUUAAUGUUAAUGUCAAACCUCCAAUUCCAAGACCAUACCCAUCUAUUGGUCCUAUGGUGUCUCAUGAUCUAUUACUGGGUCGUUGGCGUCUGUCAUUAGACCUAUUUGGUCGUGUUUUUAUGGAAGAUGUUGGUUUAGAGCCUGGAUCGGUUGUAGCUGAACUUGGUGGAUUUCCAGUAAAGGAAGCUAAAUUCAGAAGGGAUAUGGAGAAGUUGCGAAAUGCUCAGCAAAAUGAUUUAACUUUUUUGAAGAUGGAAAGAGAUAGAAAUCAACUAUUAUUGAAAGCAUUUAAAGAACUCAACCAACAAAUAAAUCAUCACCACAGACGUGGCUCAUCAGUUCCACCUUUAGCAGUUAAUAGAGUUAAAGUGACAUUUAAAGAUGAACCAGGUGAAGGAAGUGGUGUUGCACGUAGUUUUUAUACUUCCAUUGCCGAAGCUAUAUUAUCAAAUGAAAAACUGCCAAAUUUAGAACCAGCACAAGUAGGAAGUAAAUUCAAUCAAUUCAACAUGCUUAGAGUUCGAGGCACUCCUCCAGUUACCCCUAGAGAACAACACCGCAAUGCUGGUUCAUCUAGUAUGCGCACUAGUGGGGGCGCUUCAGGCCAUCAUCACCAUAGGCUUACUUGGAGAAGCAGAGAUGUCAGAAAAGCAUUAAACGUUGAUGCUACACCAUUCAAUCCAGGACCACAACUUCUAGAAAGUUUGAAUUCUGCACCAUCCAGUAGUUCCACAUAUGCACCGUUGACAGUCCCUCUAGUACCAUCACAAAUGGGCAAUAUUUACAAUGAUCAUUUAACGCAUCAUCAACAACAAUUAGGAGAAAGGCUUUAUCCAAGGAUAUAUGCACUACAUCCAGGAAUGGCUGCAAAAAUAACUGGAAUGCUCUUAGAAUUAGGAUCUACACAAUUAUUAAUUCUCUUAGCAUCUGAUGAAUCUUUAAGGCAACGAACCUCGGAAGCUGUAGAACUAAUAUUAUCUCAAGCUCAUCAUCAAAGUGAUACUUUAAGUAAGUUUUUUUUUUGUCAAUAUAGCUUGUGCAAAUCUUACAGUGUUUCAAAUAAUAAUAUUUUAACAGGUAACUUAGUGCCGACAAUUCCACGUAAAACUAUUAUUGAUGAACCGCUAGAAGAUAAUGGUCCCUUGUUCUAUAUGCCUGGAAAACGUGGCAUAUAUAGUCCUAGACAAGGCAGAGCAAGUAAUGAAAGAAUUAAUGCUUUCAGAAAUGUUGGAAGAUUUAUUGGCCUGUGCCUGUUACAAAAUGAACUAUUCCCACUGUUUUUAUCGAGGCAUGUACUGAAAUCUAUACUGGGUAGAACUGUUCGAUUUCAUGAUUUGGCUUUCUUUGAUCCAGUUAUAUAUGAGUCUUUGCGACAACUUGUGGUUGAUGCAGAAACAAAGGAAUCAUCGAACAGUCUCUUUAGUGCUUUAGAUUUAACUUUCAGCAUUGACUUGUGCAUUGAGGAGGGUGGAGGAAAUGUUGAAUUGACUCCAGGUGGCCGAGACUUAGAGGUGACUGCAACCAAUGUUUAUGAUUAUGUCAGAAAAUAUGCUGAGUAUAGAAUGAUCAGAUCACAAGAAAAGGCUAUUGAAGCUAUUCGUGUUGGGGUAUUUGAUGUAAUACCAGAAACUUCUUUGAGUGGAUUAACUGCGGAGGAUCUUCGCUUACUAUUAAAUGGUGUAGGAGACAUAAAUGUUGCAACACUAAUUUCAUAUACCAGCUUCAAUGAUGAAUCUGGAGAGCCCGGUGAUCGUUUGUUGAAAUUCAAAAGAUGGCUCUGGUCUAUUGUUGAGAAAAUGAAUAAUAUAGAGAGACAAGACUUGGUGUAUUUUUGGACUGGUUCACCAGCUCUACCUGCAUCAGAAGAAGGUUUUCAACCAAUGCCCUCUGUGACAAUUAGGCCAGCCGGAGAUUCUCACUUACCUACUGCUAAUACUUGCAUAUCUCGGCUUUACAUUCCUCUGUAUAGUAGCAGAGCUGUUUUGAGACACAAAUUAUUAUUGGCCAUAAAAACAAAAAAUUUCGGUUUUGUUUAAUUUAUGAAAAUUACU